AUGGACGCACUUAUGAGUGGGAUGAGUGGUGGGAUGGAUAUGGGUUCGAAUAUGAUGUUCAGACCUUAUAAUCAGAAGUUGGCGUUGGGAUAUUGGUAUAUUAUUGCCGGACUUCGGAGAAGCAAAAUAGUUUCUCUAAAAUAUCCCACCAAACCGAGUAACCGAAUCCAAGAGAUAUACGCAACAGCUACAGCCAUUUUUCGAGAAUCAUCAUAUCCUCAAAUUCAUAUUUCAACUCCUUAUCUCUCAUGGUUAUCUCCUCCCUCGUCAGGCCGCACUAUUCUUCUUCUUUGCUACUGGGCAAUCUUGAUCUUCAUGAUGACAUACGACGUCACAAUAAAAGAUGCCUACUACUAUGAACGCAUUGGAUUUCGGGGCGCUUGGAUCUCAGUUACGCAAGUUCCGCUUAUCUACUUACUUUCUUCCAAGUCGAACAUUAUUGGAGCCUUGAUUGGAAGUUCUCAUGAAAGAUUGAACUGGUUUCAUCGUUGGGUUUCGAGGACCUUACUCCUCACUGUCACGGUUCAUGGUGCCUUUUUCUUUCAGGAAUGGGUCCGAGCAGACUUUGUCUCCUUUGAGCUUAAACUUAUGCCAAUGGUAAAGUAUGGAAUGGGCGCAUGGGGUAUAUUGCUUUGGACCUUCUUAAGCUCCUUGAGUCCUUUGAGAAGGAUGGCUUAUGAAGUCUUCGUGUUGCAACAUAUUGCUUGCGCAGCAGUAUUUUUGUGGCUGUUGUACAUACACGUACCUGAGUAUGCUAGGUAUAACGUAUGGUUUGCUGUGGCGGCCAUGUCAUUUGACUGGGUUUUGAGAGGUAUCCUACUUAUUGUCAGGAAUUUCAGAGUGAAGGUUGUCGGAGCAGCUUGCAGAGGAAUGCAAAGAGUUGGCCAUCAAGCGGAGUUACAGGCUUUGAGUGCUGAUAUAACCAUAAUCAGUAUCAAGGACGCACCAUUCACAUGGAAAGCAGGUCAACAUAUGUAUCUGUGGCUUCCGAGGCUCGGUCCACUUGAGACUCAUCCCUUUACUAUCGCGAGUCCAUAUCAGACGUCGAAUAAGUGUCAUUGUAAUGAGAUCCAACUUGCGAUCCGGGCUCAGAAGGGAUUCUCGAGAAGAAUACACAAUUAUGCAUCGAAAAUGCAGAGCCUUGACAAGACUGCUAUUUUGACCGCAUUUGUUUCUGGCCCCUACGGUGUACCUCCAAACUGGAGCUCUUAUGAGACUAUUCUUCUGAUUUCCGCUUCCACUGGUGCAUCUUACACUCUCCCCAUCCUCGAAUCCAUCCUCCAUAAUCCCACACCAACAUGUGUGCAGCGGAUUCAGUUCCUUCUUGUGCGCGCUUCUCUUGCGGACAAGAAGGGUAUUCAAUUAAUUGUGAAAAUUGCCGUCACUGGCAACGAUGGAGCAUCAAUGACUAGCUCAAAAGCCGAAGAAGGAAGAGCAGGAUAUCAAUCAACUCAUCAUCAGAGGCAGGAGGAUGCUGCUGCAAUCCGCGAUCCAGUGGGACGACAAACGACGACGAAAUCUCCAUACGAAGUUCAAACGCAAUCAUAUAACGAUGAAAAGAAUUCAGAUAAAACAGAAUCCCUCAUCACCACUCAACAAAUAUCGCGCGUCUCUGGAGAUUCUCCUCAACCUGGGGGUGGUUGUUGCUGUGCCAAAAAACCGGAGGCAAAAUCAAGCGAGAAAUCACGGAGGGGAGUGAGAGAUAUAAUAUAUUUGAAUGGAAGACCAGAUAUUAGUCAAUUUAUCAGAGGGCCAAUAGAAAUCACGGGAGGAGAAACUGCCAUAACAGUCUGUUGUGGAAAGGGUUUGGUGGCUAAGGUUAGGAAUUCAACAGCCAAGUUGAGUGAUGAGAGAGCGGUGCAUAAAGGAACGGGGGCGAAUGGAAUUUUCUUGCAUGUGGAAGAGUAUUGUUUUUGA
This is a messenger RNA of Botrytis sinoallii, 1917 nucleotides long. RefSeq lists its product as uncharacterized. Gene Ontology annotation, cellular component: plasma membrane. NCBI's taxonomy places the organism in Eukaryota, Fungi, Ascomycota, Leotiomycetes, Helotiales, Sclerotiniaceae. Bases 1 to 1917 code for a protein of 638 amino acids. The transcript has 5 exons. The record is from RefSeq and is a predicted model, not a curated record. Gene Ontology annotation, molecular function: ferric-chelate reductase activity. Gene Ontology annotation, biological process: copper ion import; intracellular iron ion homeostasis; iron ion transport.